GCUUCUAACGAGCUCCAGAUGCUUUUUCUUUCUGCAUAAUUUGAAAUCUAACAUUUCCAGGCACUGCAUGCCAUUCAGUUCUUCCCCCUCCAGCUCGAACUUCCAUUCUGGAAUCAACCAUUAUGCUGAUGAUCUCCAAGGGCGUAACACUCUUGUUGCUUAGUAACAAAAGUUUCACGGGCUGCGGAAGGAGCACUGAAUAGCAAGACCCUGCAGCGAGGGAAGCCCUUUUGCUACUCCUCCUCCCUCCACACACACAAGUUUCUUGAAGGGCUGCCAUUUUCCGUCAAGAAAGUGCAAUUCAGAAUUUGCAGGACUGUGGAAAGGAAACUGUCCUGUGUUUCCUGCUCACAGUUUUAUUUACAGACUGAAAGACUAAUUCAUAACUCAAAGAAGAGAAGACAGAGGACAACUGCACAGUAACGGACUAUGAAGGCUCAGCCCACACUACUGAGAAAAACCAAGCAGCUUGUGUCAUCCGUACCUCGCCUUCUAGGCCUUUCUAGCUACUAGCUGAGUCUGGUGUGUGUGUCUAUCUCUCAGCGGAGACAUGGCCAAGGGGAAAGGAAAAGGUCCACAAGGGAAAAGGAUCACUUUGAAAAUGGCCAAAAAUUCAAUCCGGGUAAGUUUUAGUGGAAGGCGCCGUCUUGACUUGAGCAAAAUGGGCAUCACCACCUUCCCCAAAUGCAUUCUGGAACUGGCUGAUGUGGAGGAACUUGAUUUGAGCAGAAACAUGUUGAGAAAGAUUCCAAACACCAUUGAGAAGUUCCAGAAUCUGCUCUGGUUGGACCUGCAUAGUAAUCAGCUUGAUGAGCUGCCCAAGGAAAUAGGCACACUUCAGAACCUUACUUUCCUGAAUGUAUGCAACAACAAGUUGACCACCGAAAGUCUUCCAGAAGAGUUGAACCUUCUCAAGAACCUCAAGACCCUUAACCUUGGCUUGAACUGUCUUGAGACUGUUCCCACCACUCUUGGGGCUCUGAGGGAACUCAUUGAUCUAGGUCUCUUUGACAAUGCCUUGACCACCAUACCAAAAAGUGUGAAAAAUCUCCCCAAGAUUGAGAGAAUGAAUGUAAAAAGAAACCCUUUACGAGAGUUAGAAAAGCCAAAGGAGGAGGUUGACACCAUUAAACGCAUAGAAACGCUUUACUUAGUAGAAGAGAAAGACCUGUGCUCUUCCUGCCUGAAGAUGUGUAAGGGUGAGAGGGAUGAGCUGCACAAGUUGGAGGACAUGACACCUAGCUCCUCCAAGGAGCUCAGUUUCUCUUCACUCCUUACACCCAAUUCCUCUGCAAAGGAGAAUCAAGAAGAAUGGAGAGUAAGAGGCCCAGAUUCUUGAAAUAUAUCAAGGCACUCCACACAUCAUGUUCUUUGAAGUUUAGUCCAAAAAAAAAAAAAAAAAUACAGCUGACC
Empidonax traillii (willow flycatcher) is the source of this 1413-nucleotide messenger RNA. RefSeq names its product leucine rich repeat containing 18 (gene LRRC18). The record is from RefSeq and is a predicted model, not a curated record. Lineage: Eukaryota; Metazoa; Chordata; Aves; Passeriformes; Tyrannidae. Bases 551 to 1339 code for a protein of 262 amino acids. Gene Ontology annotation, molecular function: protein binding. The transcript has 2 exons.